Molecule: messenger RNA, 1690 nt
Organism: Poecilia latipinna (sailfin molly)
Lineage: Eukaryota; Metazoa; Chordata; Actinopteri; Cyprinodontiformes; Poeciliidae
Product: zinc finger protein 609
Exons: 2
Coding region: 769-1662 (297 amino acids)
Biological process (GO): regulation of transcription by RNA polymerase II
Cellular component (GO): nucleus
Source: RefSeq, a predicted model, not a curated record
CUCAUGGUUGCUGCUGCUGGGAUCAAAUGGUGGACGUUUCCCCAUUGAAAAACCGGCUCGUCAAAUCGCAGUCCGGUUGAUCCAGUUCCACCUUUUCCUUUCGCUCCGAGGAGCUGUGGGGAGAGUGUAACAGUUCAAUCCGGCUCUCCUCUCCUGGGUUUCCUAGUCGCUCCCGCUGCUGCUGCUGCUGCUGCUUGCCUGCUGCUUGACUACAUUGUAUCGGUUCCCACACGAAGAAGCAAACGCGAUGCUCUCUUUCACAAACGGGCGAACACGGAGGAAUUAACCUGGAUGGAAAGCCGUUCACUGUGGAAUUCAUUUGCAGAAGGCUGCGACCGAAGAACCGCUUCGCUUGGGGCUCGGGAAGGCAGCGGUGAAAAUGCGCCUGGGACUCGGCUGUUUUCGCUGUGGACGGUGUCUCGAAGUGUGAUGGCAGAAGUCCAGUGAAUCGCUGGCCUCCCCUCCUCUCUUGUGUUGGGUGUCUGGGGGAGUGCGCUGCCACUGGUUUCUACUAGAGCUUCAGAUUGUAUUUAGAGGUUUUACUGCAACUCAGUCGCCUGCACGUUGAUUUAUUCUUUACACGGAGCGCACACCGCCAUGGACGGAGAGCGGUUUGGAAUAGGAUUGUUUAGUUAAGUCGGGCACAAUGUGGUUAAAUGGGACAGGAAGGAGUAGAACGUGAAGAUUCUCUGACCCUUGCCCCUGACUCCCAACCGUCCGAGAGGGUGUCGGACCUCACCGAGGCAUUCCUGGGCCGUUGGCACUAAAAUGUCCCUAAGUGGUGGCACUGCAGGCGGGAAAGGUGUGGACUCGAAUGCGGUGGACACUUACGACAGCGGGGAUGAGUGGGAUAUCGGUGUUGGAAAUCUGAUCAUCGACCUCGACGCGGACUUAGAGAAGGACAAACUUGAGAUGUCUGGCACCAAGGACAGCAUGGCGGCACCACCCAGCGCAGUGGCAGCGUUGCCCGACAACAUACGAUUCGUCAGCCCGGUCUCCGGCGCUCAAGGCAAGGAGAGCAAAUCCAAAUACAAGCGCAGCAAGAACUCUAAAGACAAUAGCAGCAAAGCUUCCGCGGAUGGGGGGAAAAAGGAGCCCACCGGACGGACUCAAGGGGAACCAACAGGUGCAGCAGCGAGCGCGGUCGCUGCCGGCAACAAUUCCACCUCCGGGAAGAACAUGGAAAAAGGGGGCAAGGCCUCCCGAGGUGUUCUCGGAGGUAAAAAAGACAAGGAAGGAGCCGGCGGGAAAAAUAAGAAAGACAAAACAGAUGGUGCCCCAGUCGUGGCAAUUGGCGUCUCUGAGAAGGACGUAUCUCAGGCCCAAGUUGCUUUGGGAAAUAGUCGUAAUGCGUCCUUUGAGAACACACAAUCACCAGACUUGGCAGAUGCUAAUCAAAUGGGGAAUAUUGCACUUGAAUCUGUUGGGAUAGUACCAGCUUUGACCUCCAAAACUGAACCAGAUGAGGUGGAAAAUGUUAACAGCGAUUGCAAGACGUUAAAGAAGAUUAAAAACGAGAAGGUAGGUUGUUCAUUUUACUCCGUUGUGAUGUUUGUUGAAUAUCUAUCAUCACCUUUUGCUUUGACGGAUCACGUUCAAAUUGCAUUUGACAUUAAUUCCUUCUUGAAUUGGGGAUGUACUCAUAGUGUGUUUCUUCUUUAGAUCAAAGCAUUGGCAUUUUAACCAAAGG